GAAAGUAGGUUAGCAGUUCUCCAAGAGCGCUUGGCAGGGAAAGAAGGAGCGAAGGAAGGAGAAAGGAAGGAAGGAAGGUGUGGAGACGUCAGAAGGAAGACGCUUCAACCACUUCUCCUUAAUCGUUGGGCGAGCUGCAAAACACAAGCAGAAGAGAAGAAGCCAGCCGAUCGUAGGAAACCAACCACCCGCCCGAUCCCACGCUGGAAACUUUAUAGCCUCCGCUCCCCGCCGUAUCUAUUUAUUUCCCCUCCUCUCCUCCGGCAAGGAGUUUUGUUUCUGACGGUCUGUUUUUUCCCCAUGCUAUUUCCAGAAGAGAGAUAAGGGAAGGGAACCUCGGCGUAGAAGAUGCGAGCACAAAUCGAAGUUAUCCCUUGUAAGAUAUGCGGGGACAAGUCUUCAGGGAUUCACUAUGGCGUCAUCACCUGUGAAGGAUGCAAAGGUUUUUUCCGCAGAAGCCAACAGAAUAACGCCACUUACUCUUGCUCACGGCAGAGGAACUGCCUGAUCGACAGGACUAACCGAAAUCGGUGUCAGCACUGCCGACUGCAGAAGUGCUUGGCCCUGGGCAUGUCCCGUGAUGCAGUAAAGUUUGGCCGCAUGUCGAAGAAGCAGCGGGACAGCCUCUAUGCCGAGGUCCAGAAACACCAACAAAGCCAAGAACAAAGUGUGGGAACCAAGGAGGACCCAGAGACCUUGUCGAGGGUCUACACCACCAGCGUGAGCAGCGGACUCUCUGACCUGGAUGACAUCUCCAUGUUGUCGGACAGCUUCCUCUUUGAUUUUCCCCUGAGCCCUGACGGGAACAGCAGCUACUACAAUCUGGAUCUCCUGACCUCAGCGCAGCCAUCGCCCGACCAAUCCAGCGUUGACGUCAGUGACACCAAGUUCAUUAAACAGGAGUCCAUCUAUGAGCUCAUGCUGGAACCUAGCCUCUUUCCUCAUGGCCCCCUUGAAAGCAACGCGUUGAAUUCGGACAUUUCAGUGAUGGAAAUGGAGCGCCUAGCCCAGAAUGUGGUGAAGUCGCACCUUGAGACAUUGCAGUACACCAGCGAGGAGCUGCAGCGGUUCGCCUGGGUGCUCUACUCUCAGGAGGAGAUAAGGACCAUGCAGAACACGAACUGCGAGGUGAUGUGGCAAGAAUGUGCCGUCCAGAUCUCCAAUGCCAUCCAGUACAUAGUGGAGUUCGCCAAACGCAUUGAUGGCUUCAUGGAGCUGUGCCAGAAUGACCAAAUCAUUCUGCUCAAAGCAGGUUGUCUAGAGAUUCUCCUCAUCCGAAUGACGCGGGCCUUCAACCCAUUGAACAACACCGUCCUUUUUGCAGGAAAAUAUGGCGGGAUGCCGAUGUUUAAGUCACUUGGUUGUGAUGACUUGAUCAGCUCCAUCUUUGAGUUGGGGAAGAAUCUUUGCCGAUUGCAGCUGUCUGAUGAAGAAGUAGCACUCUUCACCGCAGUUGUCCUGUUCACACCAGAUCGGCCUUGGCUCUCUGAGUCCAAAAAGGUACAAAAACUCCAGGAUAAAUUCUACAUGGCUCUCCAGCACGAGAUUCAAAAGAAAAAUGCCAAUGAAGACAGGCUUUCCAAGAUGGUUGCCAAGCUCCCCUUGAUGAAGACCAUCUGCAGCCUUCACUUAGAUAAGCUGGAGCUUUUUCGCCUUGUCCAUCCAGAGACAGCCAAAAAUUUCCCUCCUCUCUACAAAGAAGUGUUCAAUUCGGAGCUCCAUUACAGCAACCCUCAGGAGAGCUAAAGCAGAAUUUGCAGAGCAAAACUUUUGUGGCUCCUGGAAUGGGGAAAGCAGAAUUGACCCUGCGAUUUAUUUUAAAUCAAGGAUCAACCACAAGAUCGGGUGGCCCUUUCCC
This is a messenger RNA of Ahaetulla prasina, 1858 nucleotides long. RefSeq names its product nuclear receptor ROR-beta-like. Gene Ontology annotation, biological process: regulation of transcription by RNA polymerase II. The record is from RefSeq and is a predicted model, not a curated record. The transcript has 10 exons. Gene Ontology annotation, cellular component: nucleus. Lineage: Eukaryota; Metazoa; Chordata; Lepidosauria; Squamata; Colubridae. The coding region runs from base 349 to 1746 and encodes 465 amino acids. Gene Ontology annotation, molecular function: RNA polymerase II cis-regulatory region sequence-specific DNA binding; zinc ion binding; nuclear receptor activity.